Messenger RNA from Haliotis rubra (blacklip abalone), 3470 nucleotides. RefSeq lists its product as uncharacterized. NCBI's taxonomy places the organism in Eukaryota, Metazoa, Mollusca, Gastropoda, Lepetellida, Haliotidae. The transcript is spliced from 5 exons. The coding region runs from base 142 to 597 and encodes 151 amino acids. Gene Ontology annotation, biological process: generation of catalytic spliceosome for second transesterification step. The record is from RefSeq and is a predicted model, not a curated record.
GUCAGAUCCAUUUAUAAAUUAUAGAAGUAUUAUUGCUGGGUUGGAAUGUUCUGUUUGAAGGUGACGAGCACACAAUUGAAUGAGUAAAACAUAUAAUACGAAACUACACAUGUCUAAUAGUAAAGGGGGAUAACUGUAGCUAUGGCAAGGAACGAAGAAAAGCAACUUGCCCGAUUAAACAGGUUUUACUUACAAAAAGACAAGGAAGAGUAUUUGAAGAAGAAUCCACCAAGACCCAAGUUAGACACACUCAAUACAGCUGCAGAUAUCCAGAAAUGGCUGCCAUCUAUCAAGAAAGAAAUAGAAUUUUGUGUAAAGCAAAGCAUGGUAACAUGCUACCCAGAGGGCACUGUAAAGGAGUUUUUGAGUCGUGUGGAUAAACUUAAAGGAGAAUAUAGAGCUUUCAUCCGGCGUCUUCGUGAGGUAAACCCAAAUCUACAAGCCACUCCUUGGACUGACCGCCCAUAUGCUGGCCAGAAGAGAGGUGCAGGCCAACAGUCUGAUGAAUCAUCUGAUGCUGGAGUGGAUGCUGAUCCUGGUACUGCCAGUAAAAAAGUCUGCCUUCCAGCCACUUACAACCCCCAUCUUAGACGGUGAUCACAACUUCAGACAUGAAUAUGGCCAUGUGGAAUGUCCACUGAUUGUCUAUAGUGUGAAUACAGACCUGCAUGACUUGCCUCUUGAUUUCUGCAAAGCAGGUCAGACAUAUGGAGAAUGUAAACGGCUUGGUAAAGAGUCACCAUAAAGGGGAAGGUGAUGUGGAAGCACCUGAAGCCACUCCCCUGGGCCAGCAGUGUAGCCAGUCAACACAUGAUGGUGCAGUGACCACAUGCAGUGUCCAGAGUACAGUGGUUGCUUCAUGUCUGGACAAUGUCCAGGCAGGUAAUGUUACAUCAGGCAGUGUUCCAUCACUCAAUUUGCCCUAUUCAGACAGUGAGGACAGCAGUGACUAGGCUGAAAACACAAAAUGCACAGAGUUUACUCUGUUCAUAGGACAGAAAGUGAAAUCCUUUGUAUGAAACACAUCCAGGGCUCCCUUAUAGUUAUGUGAAUGUGAGAGAUGGAGAUUGUGGCAUCACUUCCUCAAUGAAAAGAUUUGGAUUUGUAUGGGUCCAGGCUGUAUAUGUCACAACAGAAUGGAUAUAUUUACGAAUUAUAUAUACCCUUGAUGAUUGAGUUUUAGUGUACCAUGUACAAUCAUGUUCAACCACUUGACCUUGGUCAUGACAACAAACAUGUACAUUCUGUAUAUUUGCUGGGGAAUUGGUCUGGCAAUGGGUGCAAGAAGAAUUGGCAAAGGAUAGUCCAGGGGAAGAGUUAGGCUAUUUCAUCCCAAAAGAAGAACAGGCCAGGGUAGGGUUCAGACAAGAACAAAGGCAAUAUGUUGUAUGCAGUCUACAUUCACUUCAAAGGAGGACUCACGCCGAAGACCUGGGUUCGAAUCCCCACAUGGGCACAAUGUGUGAAGCCCAUUUCUGGUGUCCCCCGCCGUGAUGUUGCUGGAAUAUUGCUAAAAGCGGCGUAAAACCAAACUCAGUCAGUCAAAGGAGGACACAUGUGAUAUAUCAUUAUUAAAUCCGUCAAUCAGGAGUCACUUUGUACCUCUGUCAUAUUGUGUUUGACACUGACUACAGACUGUGUCCCCAUGUGUCAUUGUUCUGCACUUGAAUGCUGUAUCGUUGCUGCCAGGGCUUUCUUUGCCUGUAUCAUUGCUGUCUAUUUCUUCAUGAUUACAAACCUAACAUUCAGAAUAUCAGUUUGUCUAUGUUAUCGGGCCUUAUACAUAGUUUGGAAUAGGUUCUUUUUAUUGCAACUCUCUCUUUCUGCUGAGGAUGUAUUCUCAUUCUUCAUCUUUUGUCUGUAGCCGUUGCUGUUGAACUAGGUCCGUAGUCAAAAGUACCAACAAUACAAACAUAAUUUAAGUUGAUUUUGUUUGCUACCCACAAAUAGCUGCAAAAUUGCUGAUGCGGCAUUAAGCAACACUUACUCACACUGGUCUCGUUUGAGAGAUGGAUUUUCUGUGUCUAAGCUUAUCUUAGUUGGGAGCACCAUUAUUUGCAUCCUAAAACUAAACUGCAACAAAAUAAAAAGUUAUUUUAAUCCUACUUAAGAGUAAAAAAUCAGUAGUAGAUUGCUUUUAUUCUGAUGGCCUGUGUACCACAACUGGUGUAUCACUAAUGCCACACACAUUACACUUGAUCUGAAAACAUAAAAACAGCUAUGUGGGUUUGUGAACAUUAUUUUAUUUCCUGAAAUGCAUUGGAAUAAACUGUUUUCUCUAUUUGCCUUCAAAAGGAACAGCACAGAGGAUUGAUAUUAGAAUGAUCAAUUGUACAAGAAUAUCACUGACAAACACUGAACUAACAUUCUCAAACAUAAGUGUUGUCAACAUAUUGCUGUAGUUGUAUUUGUGAAAUACAUAUGAUUUCAAAGUCAUGCUAAAGAGUUAGAUGGGCACAAGUAAUUACCACAAACACGUCAAAUAGCUGAUAUGUAUUACCAUGAGUAAAAGCAGGUAAGUAGCACCAAGAUAUACAAGCUUGUAUCAUGAGAUUACAUCCAGGAUGACGACAUACAGAUGUACACAGGGAGGUCACCUUCACAGGAGAGGCUGCCAUUGGUGUCUAUGUUUGCCUCACAACAAAUAUGUCUAUUAUUCAUCUGACAAAGAAUGUCUUAAAUCUCAUUUAAAGAAACAGAUCAAGAUGACAACUUUUAAAUGUGUACAAAUAAUGUACACCUUUAGUCACAACUGUUUUGGACCAACCUGCAGCCUCCCCUGUGCUGACCUUCAUGAGUACAUAUCGUGAUCGCUGUCCAUCUGUGCAAUCAUUUACUAUUCUUGACAGUCUUUUGCGUUACAGUGAUAUGCAUUUUGAAAGAAUUUCAGGUUUUGACAAACUAUGAGGAAUGUUGAUGGUCCUAUAUCACAAAUAUUGCUACCGAUAUUUGUACAGGAAAACAAUGUUUCACAACACAGUCGAGUGAGAGCUUUAAUGACCAUGCUAUUCUACUAUCAGCUGAUAUAUAUAUGCUGUUUUAAAUUGCUAUGCCAAGGCAUUAGUGUAAGUUUAUCUUAAUUAAUUUCUAACAGAAAGUAUUUUCAGUGUUGUUUGGAAACUGCAGUUUAAAAUGGGUUACAGUAUGAAAAACACAUACCUGAAAGCAGUAAGUAAUGCCAGUGCAACACAUACUGUGUAGGCAACUUUAAUGAGAUCAGCAGACCUGAAGUGAAGGGUGUUGCACGAGUUAGGUAUUAGAUUUUAGGUAUGUUUAGAACUUAAUAAUGUGACACAGCUCCACAGAUCAUCUACUGUUGGUGCUCACGCAAAGUGUGUGUAUGUCAAAUCAACCUGUAAGUGUUCAAUGUCUGUCCAAGUAUGCUCAACUACUCAUAAAUUUAGUUCAGCAUAUCACAUCAAAAUAAAUGAAACUUAAGUUGAUAUUAAAAUUGACGUCUUUCAAAUUUU